This is a messenger RNA of Candida tropicalis MYA-3404, 345 nucleotides long. RefSeq lists its product as uncharacterized. The record is from RefSeq and is a predicted model, not a curated record. Gene Ontology annotation, biological process: vacuole fusion, non-autophagic. Gene Ontology annotation, molecular function: endopeptidase inhibitor activity. Lineage: Eukaryota; Fungi; Ascomycota; Pichiomycetes; Serinales; Debaryomycetaceae. The coding region runs from base 1 to 345 and encodes 114 amino acids. The transcript has a single exon.
AUGAAAUCCAAUAGGAAACUAACUGGUAUAUUCAUAUUCGUAUUUCUUUCAAUUGUCACCAUUUUCAGUUACAGAGCCCUUGCCCCUAUUAUCACCGCCAGAAACGUAUCCACCAUGUCAGGUUUACAAAGCUACAUCAUUACCUUGAAGGAAAGCUGUCCAGAUUCCGAAGCUAAUUCGAUCAAGUCCAAAAUCAGUGAAUUGGGCGGUAAGGUCACCAACGAAUUCACCUUGAUCAAGGCAUUCUCUGUUGAAUUGCCAGCCGUCCAUAUUGAAUCCUUGCCACAAGAAUUCACAGGAAUUGCUACUGUUGAAGAAGAUAAGGAGGUCAAGAUCCAGAAUUAG